Molecule: messenger RNA, 1356 nt
Organism: Fusarium sp. VM40
Lineage: Eukaryota; Fungi; Ascomycota; Sordariomycetes; Hypocreales; Nectriaceae
Source: the annotation of a GenBank genome assembly
AUGUCAAUUCCAGGCCUGGGCCAGAUUCCCACACAGCCCACCGCCUCGACCACCCGUGUCGUCACCCUCCGACCAGCCUGCGAAUGGCGCUUUCAAACCUCCCAAUCCUCCCCCGUUAUUGUCAAGCUUCUCGCCGGCACAGCUGAGAAGGACGGCGUCGAACUAGGCCCCAAGAAUGCAUACACCUUUGCUGGGAUAAAGUCAAAGAUCUUAACGUGGCAUGGCUGCGAGCUGGAGAUUGACGGGCGCUGCGAUGCAGAGUCUGUGGCCGAAUAUGCGAACCCGACCGAUAAUCCUGCCAAUACAUACAUGAACCUUCAUGGCCAGCUUAAUGAUAUGCGCCAGACUGCGGCGAGAGAGGGCAAAGAAGGCCCUAGGGUGCUCAUCGUUGGACCAGCGGACGUGGGCAAAUCGACGGUAGCGAGGACGUUGACGAGUUAUGCUACCAGGCAAGGAUACCAACCUCUAGUGGUGAACGCGAACCCCCGGGAAGGACUGCUCAGUUUGCCAGGUACACUGAGUGCCAGCGUUCUCGCAACAGUCAUGGACCCUGAGGCUGUGGAUGGAUGGGGAAGCACACCUACCAGCGGUCCUAGCAGCGUGCCUGUGAAACUCCCGCUGGUGUUCUACUACGGACGAGCAUCGCCUGACGAAGAUCCUGACUUUUACCGCGAACUUACGAGUAAAUUGGCUGGCAGCGUUAGUACACGCCUGAGUGAAGACGAGGACGUCAAGAAGUCGGGCGUCAUUAUUGAUGGCAUGGGUCUUCCUGAGCAGAGCAAGGAUGGCUUUGAGCUCGUCGCACAUAUCGUGGAUGAGUUUUCCGUCAAUGUCAUUAUUGUGAUUGGAUCUACGAAUAUUAGCUCUGAGCUAUCUCGACGCUUUAGUACUGAACGAACAAGUCUAGAAGAGCCCAUCAGCAUUGUCCCGAUUGACAAAUCCGACGGCGUGGCUACUCGCGAUGAAGCUUUCUUGCAGCAUGUUAGGGAAGCAGCUAUCAAGGAGUACUUCUUUGGCGACUCUAGGCGAACCCUCAGUCCCCUGAUCCAGCAAGUUGACUUUGACAAUGUUACCGUAUACCACAACUCAGACGAAAAUUCCCCCAAUGGCCAGGGUGUAACACGGGAAGACCCAUCCUCGCCGAUGCAGCACUGGACGUUUGCUAUUAUGCACGCAACGCCCAAGGAGUCGCCCGACUCAGUCCGUGCCGCCAGCGUUAUGGGCUUCCUGUAUGUGUCGGACGUGGAUGAGGAGCGUCGCAAGAUCAAGCUGCUUGCACCUGUGAGUGGACGACUGGGCGACCAGCCGCUCGUGUGGGGGAAGUGGCCGGAGCCGUUUAUUAACCUCCUCGGAUAA